AUGUCAGUUGUGACAGCAGCCGCUAACCUUAAAUUCAAGUAACAUUUAUUUGAAUUCGAAGGAAUCAAAAUUGAAUAACAUUAAAUUGGUGCAGUUUUUUAAUACAAAUGAUAAGCAUAUCACAAAAAACUGCUCCCUUAGUAAUCACAUAUCCAAAAUCGUAUUUGAAAGUAAGAAAUUUCUCGUCUUUUCUCAAUAAAUUGCAAAUCUGGAUGAAAAUAACGAGGAUAUGAUUUCGGCAGCGAAUUCUGAGGAGUUCGUCCCCAGUGGACGUCGAGUUGUUGAGGACCACCCUGGUCCAUAUAAAAAACUGCUAUUAGGCGAUUAUUACUUCGAAGAUUCUAACAAUUCCAAUAUCGAGAAAGAUGUUUGUGAAAUCUAUAGACAGGCAUAUUAUCCUGAGAGUUCUAGUGAAAAUUAUAGCAUUCACAGCGACCCAAUUGAUUAUGUGCCAUCUGAUCGGGAAAGUCCUGAGCCAACUAGCCGUGAGAGAGCAGAUGCUAGAAUCAUAUAUAUGUUAGAUAUGAUAUCAUUAGCAGAUAAAAGGGAAAGUCAAAAAGAGUUUUGGAUGUUGAGAAAUCCCUUGAUUCUUGAUGAUUCAACGAUUUCAAAAAGUUUACCAUCGAAUGUUUUGAGUAACCAUUUCCAACAAAAUGGCAGUAAGUCUAUUUAUGGAGAUUCACUGAACUUCAGGAUGAGUGUUUCAAAUAGAUCCAAAUUGAAAAAAAGAUUCUCCACUGGCAGUGAAAAUUUGUCAAGCAGCUCGAAGUUUAGCCCUUCCUUGAAUGAGAAAUCAUCAAAAUCAAUACUAGCUGUUGAAAAUACUUCAAAAAACAAAUCUACUAAAUUGAAUACGAAACUGAGAGCUGGCUAUGUAGAGGAUGAAUUAUAUGUUAAAGGAUAUACUGUUGUUUGGUCGAGAAGUAUUGUUAAUACAUAUGGAUCGUUGUUAGAACCUUUGAAGAAAAUAAUUUGUUCAUAUAGGUGUGAAGAUAAAAUUUUAUGCAUUCAGUGGUGUACCUUUCGAUCUGAAAGACCCACUUACAAUACUGCGGUGAAUGAGAUGAAUCCCGACUACAAAAGUAUAGAAGUUCCCAGCAUUUGUGUAGUUAGUAAUCAAACCAUUAAAGUGUUUGCUGAAUCUGGUGAAGAUUUCGAAGUAGCGGUUCCAUUUCCUAUAGAAAAGGUUUGGGCUGUAGAUUUUGGAAUAAUCAUUUGUAGGAAAGUUACAGAUGGUGAUUCCAAAGAUGUUCCUAUUGGAGCAAAGUCUACGUUGUAUUCUCUUGCUCAUCCACUGGAUGAUAUUUAUCCAGUUGUAAUGAGUAAGGGUUCAUAUUCACAAAUAUUAAGUAAUCCUGAUGUGAAGGUUAUUUUCACAAGUGAAUCUCCCAGUUUGUGUGUUUUGUAUGAUUAUGAAGCUAAACAACACUUCGCAUAUAGAAUAAGAAAAUGUAGACCUGAAGAAAAAGAUUUUUACGAAAAGAGUCUAGGAUUGAAUUCUUCCUCAACUGUCAACAAUUCUCUGAAGUUAAAAAACCGUUUAUCCAUGUGGGAUAAUGUCUCAGGAAAUGUACCAAGUAUAUUGAAUUCUGUGGGAAGAAUAAACAGUUUCUCAAAUCUUCAUACGCAUUCUAAAACCCAUAGCCCUACUGUGUCCUCAGUAAGUAGAUCUCAUUCUGCAUUUGGGUCCACAGCUACCAAUUAUGAUUUGAGUCAACCUUCAAGCACAUAUAAUUUGGAUAAAGCUAUGUCUUUGGAUAUGUCAAGGUCUUUAUUACCCAUAAAACAAUUUCCUGCAAUAUGUUUAGACCAUGUAUGGACAGAACCCUCUAUGGAAGGAGAAAAUGCUAGAGCUUCAAAGGUGUUUGUUUGUGAUGACUUGGCUGGACAGAGUUACUUUUGUUAUGUAUCCCAAUUGAGGCUAUUCAUGGUAAAAGCCAACUUCACAAAUGGCUCGAAUUUUAUGUUUGGAGCAUCAACUAGUAUAAGUGCCAAAGAUGCCGUCCCUAUUCCGCAUUUACAUAUGCUGGCCAUUUUGGAACAUUCAGGCAAUGUGAGUCUGUAUUCCGGCAUGACCUUGGUCGGAAAAUUACAUCUAGAUGGCACUCUGGUGAAACAUACUCCUACUCCUUACCUCCGAAGAUUUCAAACACAGCUGAAUUCUUCCUUCCCAAGGAGAAGCAGUUUGUUGCCCCAUUGUAAGCAGGCUGAUCCCGAAUUCGAUGAACAACUAUUUUCUCCAGUGCUGCCGUCUGAUCGUCCAAAUAUGCACCAAGUAUCUAUGCCACCCCAAGGUAACGUUUCAGUUGAAGGCCUUAGGGAUCCUCUGGAGAAUCGUAUUACAUUAAUUUACUCAGAUAAAACUUUUUAUAGAGUUAAGUUUCCUCUUCUUGCCACAUCUCCACUAGUAGAACACUGUCUGAAUGCACUUUGGCAUUGUCUUCAAAGAGAUGCAGUUAUGACUCUUUUUACCAGAUGGUAUACAACCAGAAAUGGUUUGGGUACACAAGAUUGUACCGAUCAGCAGGAGUGGGAAAUGUUUACCACUUUGUUAUUUGAGUUGCUGGGUUAUGAAGAGGAGCAAAAUGAUACAUCUAAAGAUGACCCUCAAACACCCUCAGCAUCUGCUAAAAAAGCAAGGCCGUCAUUCGUCGGUUCCGACGAUGAUUGGAAUCAUUUGAUAAAUUCCGAAUACAACAAAGUGAACGCUAAACAACUGAGCACCCUGCUCAGAUUUCACGAUAAUGAUGAACCUAGUUCACUGGAAGAUUCUCCGGAACAAAUCAAGAUUAAUACGAAUUCUGUCCUUUUUCCUUAUAUAAAACUAAUUCACUUCUCUCUCCACCUUAUGUACGAAGAUUUCAAAUUAGACAAACUCCUAACGAGCUUACUACGACCGUUAGCAAUAUUUUUAAAUCAAAUCUGCAACGAUAUGAGCAUGUUUGAAUAUUCGCUGCACUAUUGGAAAGAUUUUCCUGAGUGGUGUAAGGUUGGACCUGGCAACAGGAGGUUUGUCAAUGAAAGUAGGCAGUUCAAUCUGCAUAAUGUUGGUUUUGAAGGAGUGGUGAAUAUCAUGGAGUAUUUGAGUUACUUAUUACAGGGUUGCGCUUUAACUGAGUUUCCUUAUUUAAAGAACGUUAAUGAGAGAUCCAGAGAUAUUGUUCAGCUAUGUAACAUCUUAUCUGGCUAUAUCCACAAUGUUAACAGACAAGGAAAUGUGAUGAAGCCAUUGAAUGAAAUUAGUAGUGAUAUACCUUUCAAUAAAACGACAUGCAAAUCGCUGGAAGAGAUCGUUUUGUUGAUGACCCAAAUGAACAUUACAACCCAGGUAUUGAACACUCUACCCUUUGGGUUAUACCUGUUCUUCUACGACGCCUUAUGGAAAUGUAGGGAAAAUCCUCCAACAGACUGGCCAACUGAAGCUUAUUUAUUGAUACAGCGAGAAGAUUUGGCUUAUAUUUCGAACUUAUCGAAUAAGGUUGAUGAGGAGCCUUCUUUCAUUCAGUCCAUAGUUUCUUCGAUGGAAAUGAGCAUACCAACUGCUCCGGAGCUGGCAGCUAAGGACGGAAUGGAUAACAUAGACUGUGAUAUCACAAAUCUCAUUUUCCCGGAUGAUAUGAGAAUUGAUGAAACCAGAAAUAUGUUGCAAAGUUCUAGACCUGUAGAAAUUGCAAUCGUUCAAAGACCUGACAUUUCUGAUCAUGAUUUCAUUGAGGAACAAGAGAAACAUCUUUUUGCUGUUUGCACCAGAACAAUGGCGCUUCCAGUCGGAAGGGGAAUGUUCGCCCUUCAAACUACUGUUCCUCUGAUGAUUCAACCUGUUCAUGCACCCCAGCUAUGUUUAACUGGUAGAGGUGCCCCAAGAGGCACCACCAUUGAACUAUCCCAUAUAGAUGCGCCAUCUAACAUGAAUUUGUGGCCUCUCUUCCACAAUGGCGUGGCGACAGGCUUGACAAUUUCACCUAAUUCCAAUAUUAUCGACCGUUAUUGGAUAGUUUUCAAUAAACCCAAAACAAGCGAUAAGGAUAUGGAAUAUGGCGGAUUUCUAUUGGCUAUGGGUUUGCAUGGGCAUUUGAAACGUCUAGAUGUGUGGAAUAUCUACCAACACUUGAGUAAAAAACAUGAAAUGAUCACCGUUGGUCUUCUUUUAGGUUUUGCGAGUGCUCACAGAGGAACUUGCCACAUGGCUGUUACUAAAAUGCUUAGUAUUCAUCUAGAGGCUCUCUUGCCUCCAACUUCGAUGGAGUUGGAUCUCACGCACGCUCCGCAAGUUACCUCACUGCUUGGUAUUGGACUGCUUUACCAGGGAACCGCACAUUCCCACAUGGCCGAAGUUCUUUUGUCGGAAAUCGGUAGACCUCCCGGUCCUGAAAUGGAAAAUAGCACCGACAGGGAAUCCUACGCCUUGGCUGCAGGAUUGGGUCUCGGGUUAGUCAUGCUACAAAGGGGGGGUAAGUCAGGAUCACAAGACAUGAAUACUUCUGAUAUGUUGCACUAUUACAUGACUGGAGGAAUAAAGAGACCAUUUACUGGUGCUCAGAAGGAUAAGUACAAAGUCCCCUCCUUUCAAAUCAGGGAAGGGGCAUCGGUCAAUUUAGAUGUGACCGCACCAGGGGCUACACUUGCCCUUGGUCUCAUGUAUUUCGGCUCAAUGAAUAAAACUAUUGCCGAUUGGAUGUCUCCGCCCGAAACGCAAUAUUUAUUGGAUUUCAUAAGGCCGGAUUUCCUCAUGUUGAGGAUUAUAUCCAAAUCGCUUAUCUUAUGGGACGACAUUCGACCUACGAGAGAUUGGAUUGAAAAUCAGGUUCCCAAAAGUAUUAGACCGUAUUGUAUGGUUCAGCCUUCAGCAUCGUCUGGAGAGGUCGAUUAUGAAGCUAUGAACCAAGCAUAUUGUAAUAUUAUAGCGGGAGCAUGUUUUUCAAUGGGCCUGAGAUACGCCGGCACUGCCAAUGAGGAGGCUUUCAGGUCUUUGCUUCAUUUUUGUCACAUGUUUGUUUCUCUAACUGGAAAGUCGAUUUCUGAGUUGGCUGGAAAAACAACAAUCGAAACGUGCCUUAAUGUUCUGUUGCUCUCAAUUUCGAUGGUUAUGGCAGGAACUGGAAAUUUGGACAUCAUGAGAUUAAUUCGACAUCUUAGGAGGAGAGUUGGUGUAUCCAGUAGCGCAAUCGUCACCUAUGGGUCCCACUUAGCAAUUCAUAUGGCGUUGGGUUUACUCUUUUUAGGUGGUGGAAAGUUCACUCUUUCCAAUUCACCUGCCAGUGUGGCCGCUCUGAUUUGUGCCUUUUAUCCCAAAUUUCCCACUCAUAGUAAUGAUAACAGGUACCAUUUGCAAGCGUUCAGACACUUGUACGUUUUGGCUGUGGAAACAAGACUGAUUAUACCUAGGGAUUUAUAUACGGGUAAAAGUUGUUAUGCAAAUUUGAAAAUAGUACAAAUGGAUGGGACAUCCUACAAUGUUAAGGCACCUACAACUUUACCCAAUUUAAAUGAUCUUCGAGAAGUAUCUGUUGAUGAUGAAAGAUAUUGGAAAAUUGUGUUCAAGAAAGAUCUUAAUUGGAAAACCUUGGAGAUUAUAAUAUCAUCGGAUGGUAUUUUAGAAGUGAAGCAGAGAGCUGGUUGUCAGAGUUAUCUUCAGGAUAAACUCGAUCAUCACAGUCAGUUUGCAAGAAUGCUGAGUCAGUCUAACAUUACACCCUGGAAUCCUUCUCCCUAUACAAUUAAAAACUUCACAUCCAAUGAAGGCCUGAAACUCUUCUGUGUGAAUUUCUUGGAACCUUGUGAUUGUUCUGAAGGGGAAAGACAAAUAAAAAAUUUCCUGACCAGGGUCACUUAUGAAGCGGCAGUUCGUGACAAGCUCGUUAUAAUACCUGCUUAUACAGCUAUCGUAAAGAUGAUUCUCAGUAGUUCGUUGAUACCGAACAACUUCCAAUUAUGGCAAUUCAAGUUGCUGAUGGCACACGUAGAAAGCUUCAUAGACUUUAAUAUACUCCCAAAUCAUCUACUCGAUUCGAUCAAGGAAGAAGUCGAGUUGAAGAUGGAAUAUUGGGGAGACGACAUGAGUACCGACCUCCAAAAGUAUAUGGGUGGACGUUUGGAGGAGCUGAAUCAUCAAUCUAUCGCAAGGAGUAUAGCAGCUUUCGCAAAUCUAUUCGACGUUCCUCACGAUUUGAAUCGUAGAACUGUUCUUACGUUGUUGCAAUUAACCGAAAAGACUCAAAUGCAGCAAAUGCAAUAGUUCCAAUAUUUCAUCGUUAAUUAGGUUUACUUAAAUUGAUAUUUUUUUAAUAAAAUAAAGUGAAUACAUUUUAA
Messenger RNA from Coccinella septempunctata (seven-spotted ladybird), 6309 nucleotides. It is a transcript of the gene shtd, whose product is annotated as anaphase-promoting complex subunit 1. Gene Ontology annotation, biological process: protein K11-linked ubiquitination; anaphase-promoting complex-dependent catabolic process; metaphase/anaphase transition of mitotic cell cycle. Bases 230 to 6235 code for a protein of 2001 amino acids. The transcript is spliced from 23 exons. The record is from RefSeq and is a predicted model, not a curated record. Lineage: Eukaryota; Metazoa; Arthropoda; Insecta; Coleoptera; Coccinellidae. Gene Ontology annotation, molecular function: molecular adaptor activity. Gene Ontology annotation, cellular component: anaphase-promoting complex.